GGGACAGGCCAUGGAGCUGGUGUACCCCCAUGACUUCAGGCUCACCGAGAAGGAGAAAACGAGCAUCUGCUACCUGUCCUUCCCAGACUCCUACUCAGGUGGCCUCGGGGACACGCAGUUCAGUUUCCGGCUGCGCCAGGCCGGGGGCUCCCGCAGCUCCCCGUUCCAGGAUGACGGCAGGUACAACCGGGAGGCGCCCCUCACUCUGCAGCGAGAGGCCGCUCACUAUUUCGGGUACGUGUACUUCCGGCAGGUCAAGGACAGCUCCAUGAGGAGGGGCUACUUCCAGAAGUCCCUGGUGCUGGUGUCCCGCCUGCCCUACGUGAACCUGUUCCAGUGCCUGCUGCAGCUGAUUGCUCCGGAGUACUUCGACAAGCUGGAGCCCUGCCUGGAGGCAGUGUGCAACGAGAUCGACCAGUGGCCACCACCAGUGCCCGGCCAGACCCUGAACCUGCCCGUGAUGGGAGUUGUCAUCCAGGUGAGGAUCCCAUCCCGGGUGGACAAGCCAGGCUCCAGCCCAGUGAAGCAGUGCAACCAGGAGAACCUGUUACCAGCCCCCCUGGUUCUCCCCAGUGUUCAUGAGCUGGAUCUGUUCAGGUGCUUCCAGCCAGUGCUGAUCCACAUCCAGAUGCUGUGGGAGCUGAUGCUGCUGGGGGAGCCCAUGGUGGUGAUGGCACCGUCCCCAAGCGUGUCCUCAGAGAUGGUGCUGGCCCUCACCAGCUGCCUGGCCCCGCUGCGGUACUGCUGCGAUUUCCGGCCCUACUUCACCAUCCACGACAGCGAGUUCAAGGAGUACACCACGCGCACCCAGGCCCCGCCCAACAUCGUCGUGGGCGUCACCAACCCCUUCUUCAUCAAAACCCUGCAGCACUGGCCACACAUCCUGCGGGUGGGCGAGCUCCGCAUGGCAGGGGACCUGCCCAAGCAGGUGAAGGUGAAGAAGCUGGCCAAGCUGAAAACCCUGGACACCAAACCAGGAAUCUACACUUCCUAUAAAACGUUCCUUCACAAAGACAAAACCCUGAUAAAAAGGCUACUGAAGGGCAUCCAGCGGAAGCGCCCCUCGGAGGUGCAGAGCGCUCUGCUGAGGAGGCACCUCCUGGAGCUCACCCAGAGCUUCAUCAUCCCUCUGGAGCACUACAUGGCCAGCCUGAUGCCUCUGCAGAGGGCCAUCACUCCGUGGAAGAACCCCCCCCAGAUCCGCCCCUUCUGCCAGGAGGAUUUCAUGAAGAGCCUGGAGCACGCCGGCCCCCAGCUCACCUGUGUGCUCAAGGGGGACUGGCUGGGGCUCUACAGGAGAUUCUUCAAGUCCCCCAAUUUCGACGGCUGGUUCCGGCAGCGGCACCGCGAGAUGAGCCAGAAGCUCGAGGCCCUGCACCUGGAGGCCAUCUGUGAGGCGGACAUUGUGGCCUGGAUGAAGGACAAGUCUGAGGUGGAGAUUGUGGACCUGGUGCUGAAGCUUCGGGAGAAGCUGGUGAGGGCUCGCUGCCAGCACCUGCCCGUGAAGGAGGAGACCCUGCAGAGGGUGAGUCUCUACAUCGACACCAUCAUCGGCUCCCUGCCCGAGGACCUGCAGGCUGUGCUGCACCACCCCUGAUGCUCGUGGAGCAGGAGGAGCUGGCCGGCCCGUCCCAGCCCGUCCCACCCUGGGGCAGCCCUUACGGAGGAGGUCCCGCCCUGCUGCAGCCGGGGUGG
Messenger RNA from Ficedula albicollis (Collared flycatcher), 1695 nucleotides. It is a transcript of the gene DENND6B, whose product is annotated as DENN domain containing 6B. Gene Ontology annotation, molecular function: guanyl-nucleotide exchange factor activity. Gene Ontology annotation, cellular component: recycling endosome. The transcript is spliced from 21 exons. Bases 11 to 1597 code for a protein of 528 amino acids. The record is from RefSeq and is a predicted model, not a curated record. NCBI's taxonomy places the organism in Eukaryota, Metazoa, Chordata, Aves, Passeriformes, Muscicapidae.